CUAGGGGUUGGUGCGGUGGGGGUCCACGAUAAAUAUCUGGGGCUUCCAACGCUGGUUGCUCGAUUCAAAAUGGCUACUUUCAUAUAUUUGGAGGAAAAACUCCUAGAGCGCCUUCAGGGGUAGAAGCAAAGGACAUUAUCGUGGGCUGCUAAGGAAACAUUGAUUAAAUCCAUAGCGUUGGCUCUUCCCCUUCAUGUUAUGUCAUGUUUCCGUCUUCCCCUGGCUCUUUGUCGUCUUUUAGAUAAGCAUGUGGCCCAUUUUUUGUGGGGUGCUGAGGACGGUAAUCCCAAAAUUAGAUGGGUGUCCUGGCGUAACAUGUGCAGGAUAAGCAUGAUGGGGGGAUGGGAUUUCGUCAGUUCGAGCAUUUCAACCAAGCUCUGUUGGCUAAGAUAGGCUGGCGUAUUCUCAAUGAACCUCAAUCACUUAUUGCCUAGGUCUAUAAAGGCAAGUAUUUCCCUCAAGGGUCUUUUCUGACUGCGACUGCUAGGUCUCGUCCCUCUUGGGGGUGGCAAAGUAUCCUUCAUGGGCGUCAGUUAUUGGAGAGGGGUUUGAGAUGGCAGGUUGGUAAUGGCCAAUCGAUCUCCCUCCUUCAUUCUAACUGGAUUCCUAGGUACCAACUUGAUCCCCCAAGCUAUAAUCCGCGGAUCUUGCCUGAGGGGGGUAAUCCCUUGGUGGCGGAGGUUAUUUGUGAGGGGGGAGGGAGGUGGUUCGAUGAGAAGCUCAGUCAAUGAUUCGACCCUCCCACCUGUAAGGCUAUUAAAGCUAUUCCUCUCCCACGUUGGGACGUGCCUGAUAAGCUUAUCUGGCAUUUUACGGUCGACGGGUCUUCUCGGUUAAGUCGGCCUAUCAUUUGGCUGUCGAUUUGGACAGGAGAAGGGGUGGGUGGUGGUCCUCGGUUAGCUGGAUGGAUAAGCCGAGUUGGAUUAGAGUUUGGGAGGCGAAGAUCCCUCCAAAGUUGAAGGUUUUUGUUUGGCAAAUUCUUAAUCAGGCUCUGCCGACUACGAAGGCGCUUAUUGAGAAAAGGGUCCAAGUGUUACCUCGGUGUCCAUUUUGUUGGGAUGGCCCGGAGACAAUGGAACACAUGUUCCUUUAUUGUCCGGUUGCGCGGGCCCUCUGGGAUUAUUCUGGGCUGGAAUACUUGGGGGAGGGUUUGCCUAGGCAUACUUUUCUUUGUUUCCCAAACGUUUGUUGGGAUUGAUCCAUCAAUCGUCUGUGGUUAUGGUUGUUGUUGCCAUCCUUUGGAGGAUCUGACGAUCUCGGAAUUGGGUAGUCUUUGAAGGCAAACAAUUUGGGAUCCUGGCUCAUGCGACAGCCAACAAUAUGAGGAAUGGGUGGAUCUACCAACGGACCAGGCACCUAGGACUCAAAUCCCGAUAAUGCACUCUACAGCACAUGUGAGUGAUUCCCAUUUGGUUUGCAUGUGGGACGGAGCUACUAAGGGUGGGUCACACUUGGCUGGUGGGAUGGUUCUUUUUUACCCAAUGCAGACACUCCUUCUGGCUAGAGGGGUCCAGUUUUCUCAAAUGGAUGAUCCUGUAGUGGUGGAAUUGCUUGUGCUUAGGGAAGCUAUUAUUUGGUGUUUGGAGCAAGGUUUGUCGGAGGUCCGAUUUGAGGGCGAUGCAAAGGUGAUUAUUGACAAAAUUAAUCAAGCCGACACAAGAGAUAGCCGGUUGGGUACGGUUCUGGAAGAGAUUGCUCAUUCUUUUCGUACUCAGCCUGGUUUUAGUGUGCGUUUUGUAGGUCGGGAGAACAAUAGGGUAGCUCAUUUGGUAGCUAGGAAAGCCCUCUCUUUGUAUCCGACUAUGAGUCGCUUCUUUGAUUUUCAGACCUGGCUGGCUUCCAGGGUGUAACUGUCUAUUUUUUCGAUCAAUACAUGAUAUCUUUUGACAAAGUAAAUAACAUCACAUUUUGAAGUUUUAACUUCAAAGUUUUACACAGUAUACAAACUUGCCCUUCCCCCCAAUUGUUGUAGUUCCAGUGAUCUUUUUUUUAAGGAGACUGGUCGAAGCGUGUUUUUUUUAUUAUUAUUUUGUUUCAAACGAUUACUCUUUAAAAGAGGAAAGAACAAGAUCUAACUGAAUAGAAAACAGAACUUAUAACUAAACAGAACGUAACCAAGACAUAAAGUCAAACCUCGCUAAUAAACGAGGUUAUAAAGACAGAGCCUUAUGGGCCACCAAAUGAACCAUUCUAUUGCGAUCCCCCCAACGAAAUAGUAGAUGACAACCACCAAACUGCUCCAUUAGCAAGAUGAUUUCUUGCAGGACAACACCAGCCAAAGCAUGAGAAGAAUCCCUUGCCAAACAUUUAUCAAUGAUGAUCUUGUACUAUGCUUUUCAGUUUUGGCCCAAUGGACAUGUGAAGCAAAUUUGAGGGCCAACCAGACCAGCGACGAUUCAGCCCAACAAUAUGGGCCUUCAAUGUUCUUUUUCUAUAAUGGAAGGGCCAAUUGCGUUCUUGUUCGUGCUUGAAUGGUUUGUUGUAGUAGCUAAGCCCAAAAAGGUUUUCCAAGGUUCCCAACCUAUUUUCAUGAUUUGAGGGGCUUCUUCCAAGGUGUUGCGUAUGUACUAUGUUUGUUCAUCAACCAUUGUGGCGGAAGUCGAAUAUAUCUUGGUCGCUUCUUGGGAUUUGCAAAGACACCAAACUGUUUACUGUCGCUCACUUCAUUCUUAUGGAGUAUCUUGUUCUCAUCAAACCCUUUCAGGAUCUCUCAAUAUCAUGGUUCUCACACCGGCCGCGUACCACUGGUUGAAUCUGGUUCAACCUGUACCGGUCAUAAAACCGGUAUGACACUAUCAGUACGAUCGGCAUGAUCGAUAUACGAAUCUCUAAGUAAAAUGAUAUUAUAUUAGUGAAUUUAUUUGAUAAAAAGUAAUUUAUUAUUUAUUUUAUGUGUUAAAAAGUUAAAUGUUGAUGUUAUUUGUUGGAUUCAAGUACAAAUAUUUAGGUAUUGACGUUAAAUGUCGUGCUUAAAUAUGAGUAUUUGUAAUAUUAACCGGCAUGAACCGGUAUGUACCACCGGUCGAACCAUUCCACUUGCUAAACCGGCACACUGGCACAAACCAGUUUGACAACCUUGCUCACUAUUAUUGUGACCGCGUGAUGGAAUGUCGAGCUUGAUUGCACUCCAUGAAGGACAUCCUUUCUAGCUCGAACUUGAUGGAGGUCUCUUACAUACCACGACACUAAAAUGUCCAAACAUAUUUGGUUGCUUAAGUCUCUCAGGUAUGGGAUGCUCAUCCUUCGGAUUGGAUCUAGAUUGUGGGUCUCAUUUCAUUUCGUUUUGAUAGGUUGUUCAACUACUAUGACUGAUGUUCAGAAACCACACUUGAUAAGAAGAAAAAAAAAGUUAAGAUUGAAAGGCUCGUCAUACACUACUCCACUCGAUGAUACUCGACAGGUCUCGUUAUGUGGGGAAUAGACGAAUGAGCAAUUUUUGCUAAUUUUUUUUAGUGAAUUCUACUUUACAUUUGGGAAAGAACUACUUUCAAAUUCAAUAUGAACAUUCUAGUUGUUAUGAUCAUCAUAGUAAAAAACGCGUUUCUACGUAGAAGCGUUUUGGUGAUCCAGAAGGGUAAAAUCGUAAGUUUUAAGGUUAAAUGCGCGUUUUUAACUACAAUAGUCAUAAAAACUGUAAUUCUGC
This is a messenger RNA of Linum trigynum, 3643 nucleotides long. The record is from the annotation of a GenBank genome assembly. NCBI's taxonomy places the organism in Eukaryota, Viridiplantae, Streptophyta, Magnoliopsida, Malpighiales, Linaceae.